This is a messenger RNA of Syngnathus acus (greater pipefish), 1921 nucleotides long. RefSeq names its product actin, beta 2 (gene actb2). Bases 158 to 1285 code for a protein of 375 amino acids. NCBI's taxonomy places the organism in Eukaryota, Metazoa, Chordata, Actinopteri, Syngnathiformes, Syngnathidae. The transcript is spliced from 6 exons. The record is from RefSeq and is a predicted model, not a curated record.
CUUAUAUGGCAUGAGCCGGGCCGCGAAGGCGGUAUAAAAGCCGCGAUCCCAGUACUAGCUGAUUCACUCUGAGCACCGUCACACGCAGCUUGUGCGGGAUAUCAUUUGCCUGAAACACCUUUCCUUAAAGCGAAAACCCCCCACCUAAAGUUCAGCCAUGGAAGAUGAAAUUGCCGCACUGGUUGUUGACAACGGAUCCGGAAUGUGCAAAGCCGGAUUCGCUGGCGAUGACGCUCCUCGUGCUGUCUUCCCCUCCAUUGUCGGCCGCCCCAGGCAUCAGGGAGUCAUGGUCGGCAUGGGACAGAAGGACAGCUACGUUGGUGACGAGGCCCAGAGCAAGAGGGGUAUCCUCACCCUGAAGUACCCCAUUGAGCACGGUAUUGUGACCAACUGGGAUGACAUGGAGAAGAUCUGGCAUCACACCUUCUACAACGAGCUGAGAGUUGCCCCUGAGGAGCACCCCGUCCUGCUCACAGAGGCCCCCCUGAACCCCAAAGCCAACAGGGAGAAGAUGACCCAGAUCAUGUUCGAGACCUUCAACACACCCGCCAUGUACGUCGCCAUCCAGGCUGUGCUGUCCCUGUACGCUUCCGGUCGUACCACCGGUAUCGUCAUGGACUCCGGUGAUGGUGUGACCCACACGGUGCCCAUCUACGAGGGUUACGCCCUGCCCCACGCCAUCCUGCGUCUGGACUUGGCUGGCCGCGACCUCACAGACUACCUCAUGAAGAUCCUGACAGAGCGCGGCUACUCCUUCACCACCACGGCCGAGAGGGAAAUCGUGCGUGACAUCAAGGAGAAGCUGUGCUACGUCGCCCUGGACUUCGAGCAGGAGAUGGGCACUGCCGCCGCCUCCUCCUCCCUGGAGAAGAGCUACGAGCUGCCCGACGGACAGGUCAUCACCAUCGGCAAUGAGAGGUUCCGUUGCCCCGAGGCGCUCUUCCAGCCUUCCUUCCUUGGUAUGGAGUCCUGUGGCAUCCACGAGACAACCUACAACAGCAUCAUGAAGUGCGAUGUCGAUAUCCGUAAGGACCUGUACGCAAACACUGUGCUGUCCGGCGGUACCACCAUGUACCCCGGCAUUGCCGACAGGAUGCAGAAGGAGAUCACAGCCCUGGCCCCAUCCACCAUGAAGAUCAAGAUCAUUGCCCCACCUGAGCGCAAAUACUCCGUCUGGAUCGGAGGCUCCAUCCUGGCCUCUCUGUCCACCUUCCAGCAGAUGUGGAUCAGCAAGCAGGAGUACGACGAGUCCGGCCCCUCCAUCGUCCACCGCAAAUGCUUCUAAACAGACUGUUCCUCCUCCCCUCCCCCCCGACCAAAUGCCCAACAUUUUCAGCUCUGUGCAAAACGACCACAACAUUCUCAUACAUAUUCAAGCGCAGAGCCUGUUGACCAAUUCACUGGCAUGGCUUCUGUUAGUUUUUGGCGCUUGACUCAGGAUUAAAAAAAAAAAAAAAAGAAACUGGAACGAUGGUGACAGUAAUGUGUUUUGGCAAGGUUCAAUAAAGCACCCCAGGGUUUCUGCAGUUGCAUCUGGGGACUUAAAUGUACAUGUAUUUCUUUGAGUCAUUCCAAAUGUCUGUUUAACUGCAUACGACAUGUUUUCAAAUGGUAACUGCGUUGUCCAGACACGUAUUCGCCUCUGUGAAGGCUGCCCAGUGGGUUGGUGCAUACUUAACAUGGUGGUAGUAUCGCUUGUAUGUAAAUUAUGUCUGGGUUUUUGUACUUUCAGCCUUAAAAAUAUCUUGGUCCUGUUUUUUUUCUUUUUUUUUUUGUUAUGCAAAACCCAGUUGUGACCUGUUCGUCCCCCUGUUGGCCGUUUCAUCCCCAGGGUGGUGGGGCAAGGGGUCCAGAGGUGGUGGGGUGCCAGACGAGUACACUGACUAUCCCAAUAAAGUGCACAUGUGUUCAGACCAGAAAA